This is a messenger RNA of Odocoileus virginianus texanus, 1832 nucleotides long. NCBI's taxonomy places the organism in Eukaryota, Metazoa, Chordata, Mammalia, Artiodactyla, Cervidae. The record is from RefSeq and is a predicted model, not a curated record.
AUGCAUCUGCUCCGCCCCGGCGAGCCCCCGACCCAGGCGUCCUGCCCCGGCUGUGACCCCUCCGGUCCCCACCUCCCGCGACCCCUCACGCACACAGCCUCCCCCCAACCCCCCACCCGCACGCACACAGCUGAUAACAGCCCCGACCCCCGGCCGCCGCCGCAGUCCCCGGGCCAACAGUCCCCGGGCCAACCCCGCCGGUCGCCUCGCCGCGCCGUCCUCCGGACCCUGGCCCCGGGCUCUGCGCGCUCUGUCCCGACCCCGCUCGGCGCCCGGGGACCGCGGCCCCCUCGUUCGGCCGGCGGGGCGGCCCUGCCCCGUCGAGCUUCCCGGGAUGCGGGGCCGCGGCGCAGGCACCCGCCGAGCCCCAGGUCGCUGAGGGGCCAGGAGAGGCACGGAGAUGGGGGCGCGCGCUGCCGGUCCAAACUAGCCCUUCUCCUGCGAGAACCCACCUUACCCGCAGCCGGAUUCUCUUUCCUAGACUGUACUCCGCUGCUGCUGCUGCUGCUGUCCUUUCUGCUGUUUCCUCCGGGCCUCCCAGUCCUGGGCGCCCCCCCACGCCUCAUCUGUGACAGCCGAGUCCUGGAGAGGUACAUCCUGGAGGCCAGGGAGGCCGAAAAUGCCACGAUGGGCUGUGUGGAAGGCUGCAGCUUCAAUGAGAAUAUCACUGUCCCAGACACCAAGGUUAACUUCUAUGCCUGGAAGAGGAUGGAGGUCCAGCAACAGGCCCUGGAAGUCUGGCAGGGCCUGGCCCAGCUCUCAGAAGCUAUCCUGCGGGGCCAGGUCCUAUUGGCCAACGCAUCCCAGCCAUGCGAGGCCCUGCGGCUGCAUGUGGACAAAGCUGUCAGCGGCCUCCGCAGUCUCACCUCCCUGCUUCGGGCACUGGGAGCCCAGAAAGAAGCCAUCCCCCUUCCGGAUGCGACCCCUUCCGCAGCCCCACUCCGAACAUUCACUGUUGAUGCUUUGUCCAAGCUUUUCCGAAUCUACUCCAAUUUCCUGCGGGGAAAGCUGACGCUGUAUGCGGGGGAGGCCUGCAGGAGAGGGGACAGGUGACCCGGUGGAUCACCCCGGGCACAUCCACCACCUCGCUCACCAUCACUGCCUGAGCCACGCCUUCCACACCGCCACUCCCAACCCCUGUCGAAGGGCCACCAGCCCAGUGCCAGCCUGUCCCACGGACACUCCAGGGCCAGUGGUGACAUCUCAGGGGCUAGAGGAACUGUCCAGAGCUCAACUCAGAUCUAAGAAUGUCACAGGGCUAGUCUGAGGCCCCAAAGCUGGAGGAAUUCAGAGUUCAACCUAAACUUGGGGGCAGCACCAUGCUGGGGAGACACUGAAAUUCAGCUUGACAUGCUGCCGAGCCGCAAUGCUGGGACAAGCUGGAGGAUGGAUACCUCCUUAUACACGUACCAAGCAGGGACAGGAUGGAUUGGAGAAUUUAGGGGGCAAGACAUGAAUUCUCCGGGUUUCAUGGGGACUCCGUGGCAGCAGAGUCCGCUGGACAAGGAGGGUGGUGGGAGCCAUGAAGAUGGAAUGGGGGCUGGCCCCUGGUUCUCAUUGGGUCCAAGUCUUGUGUAUUUUUCAACCUCACUGGCAAGAACUGAAACCACAAGCUGGCUCUUGGUUUUUCCUAUUUUCCCGGGAGCCCCGUACUUCCCUGGGUCUGUCCCCAUCCUGGCAGUAGGUGGCAGGUCCGGGAAGCCAGAGGUGGAGGGGGUGGGGUGCUACGUGCUGCCUCGCAUGGCCUGUCUGACCUCUUGACCCCAUUGGCCUGAGGCCACAAGCUCUGCCCACGCUGGUCAAUAAGGUGGCUCCAUUCAAGGCUAGUCCUU